This is a messenger RNA of Trematosphaeria pertusa, 516 nucleotides long. RefSeq names its product HET-domain-containing protein. The annotation marks the transcript as partial. NCBI's taxonomy places the organism in Eukaryota, Fungi, Ascomycota, Dothideomycetes, Pleosporales, Trematosphaeriaceae. The transcript has 2 exons. The record is from RefSeq and is a predicted model, not a curated record.
CCGCUAUCUUCUGCUUCCGACGACAUUCGCCUGCUUCAGCUCCUACCAGGGGACCAUGACGAGCCCAUCGUCUGCAAUCUAUUCCAUGUCGAAUCAGUAGAUCUCUACGACUACGAAGCGCUAUCCUAUGUCUGGGGAUCAGUCGACAGCCCGAGGAUCAUCUACGUCAAUGGCUGGGAAAUGGCCAUCACGGAGAAUCUCGACACGGCACUCCGGGCUCUGCGGCACGAGCAAGAAUGCCGUCUUUUGUGGCUCGACGCCAUCUGCAUCGAUCAAAGUCUCAUCCCAGAGAAGACCAGGCAAGUCGGCAAGAUGGGAGACAUAUACAAGGCAGCAGCGAGAGUGCUAGUCUUCCUAGGUCCUCAAACCGAGGCCAGCGAUACAGUUAUCGACUUCUUUGAGGACGGCUACUCCAAGCUACCUGAUCUUGGGCACAACACAAAAGCCUUCGUUGACGUUCUCUUCCGGCCCUGGUUUUCAAGAGUCUGGGUAAGGCAAGAGUAUAUCCGCGCCAAA